This is a messenger RNA of Anoplopoma fimbria (sablefish), 5089 nucleotides long. RefSeq names its product glutamate receptor interacting protein 2a (gene grip2a). The record is from RefSeq and is a predicted model, not a curated record. Bases 1 to 3402 code for a protein of 1133 amino acids. Gene Ontology annotation, molecular function: protein binding. Gene Ontology annotation, biological process: neurotransmitter receptor transport, endosome to postsynaptic membrane. NCBI's taxonomy places the organism in Eukaryota, Metazoa, Chordata, Actinopteri, Perciformes, Anoplopomatidae. The transcript is spliced from 24 exons.
AUGAACAUGUCAGCCCGGGUGGCCUUUGGAAAGGGUCGCCUCACCCCCCAGCAGCUCUCCUUCGCCUUCCCCCAGACCGACUCCCUGAGGAAAGGCAGCCGGUCGGCGGGAGGAAAGAGGAGGAUGUUCUCCUUUUCUCUCAGAUGUCGGCUGGGCGUCAUCAGAGGGAGAACCAAAGAUGAAGGGCCGUACUCUAAGGGGGGCAAGGAGUCCGGGGCAGCUGACCAAUCACAUUCGUCCUGCAGGCGCAGCUUCUCAGCAGAGGAGCACCGAGGAGUGACCACGGUCGACCUGAUGAAAAGGGAAGGCAGCAGCCUUGGCCUCACCAUCUCUGGAGGCUCCGACAAGGACGGAAAGCCCCGAGUGUCCAACCUACGGCCAGGUGGCCUGGCUGCCAGGAGUGACCAGCUGAACGUAGGAGACUACAUCAAGUCAGUGAACGGCAUCAACCUGUCGAAGCUUCGCCACGAUGAGAUCAUCAGCCUGCUGAAGAACAUCGGGGAGCGGGUGGUGCUGGAGGUGGAGUACGAGCUGCCUCCAUUCGUCCAGAACCCCUCAGGACUCUUAACCAAAACCAUAGAGGUGUGUUUACACAAGGAGGGGAACAGCUUUGGAUUUGUCAUGAGAGGAGGCUUCCACGAGGACUGGCGCAGGUCUCGUCCUCUGGUGGUUACGUACGUCCGGCCUGGAGGUCCCGCCGACAGAGAGGGCACUUUGAAGGCCGGAGACCGAGUGUUGAGCAUAGACGGGAUGCCUUUAAACAGGGAGAAGCACGCUGACGCUCUGACCAUGCUGAUGCAGAGCGGCCAGGAGGCUCUGUUCCUGAUCGAGUAUGACGUCUCUGUCAUGGACGCAGUACAACAAGCCUCGGGCCCUCUGCUGGUGGAGAUAGUGAAGGGCCCCUCUGCCAGCCUGGGGAUCAGCCUCACCACAACAAUAUACAGGAGCAAACAAGUCAUUAUUAUUGACAAGAUAAAGCCAGCCAGCGUGGUGGAAAGAUGUGGAGCUCUGCAUGCAGGUGACAUCCUUCUGUCGAUAGACGGGACCAGCACCGAGCACUGCUCUCUGAUGGAGGCCACGCAGCUACUUGCCAGCACUUCUGACGUUGCAAAGCUGGAGAUUCUCCCGGCCAGUCAGAGCAGACUUCCUGUCAGGCCGCAAGACACAGUAAAAGUGCAGAAGAGCAACCAUCACUGGGACCAAAGCACCAACUACUGCCAUCCCCCACAUGCCAGCCACGGCAAGACAUGGAGCAGCCCGAGCCACCCACACAACCAGCAGGACCACUGCAAAUCUCUGGUGAGCGGUGGCUUCUCCCCUUCCUCCACAGCCACCUCCGGGUUCAGCAGCCAGGGGAGCAACACGCUGCCCUGCCCCGCCAUCCCUCCAGCUGCCCCCACCAGCCCCCGAGGCUCCACGGGCAAGAGGAGGACCCGGAAGAAAGACCACAAGAGCUCACUGUCUCUGGCGUCCAGCUCCGUCGGCCCGGGGGGGCAGGUUUUUCAUGUGGAAACAAGCGAGGUCUUCCUGAGGGGGGAUCCGCUCACAGGUUUUGGGAUCCAGCUGCAGGGGGGUGUCUUUGCAACAGAAACCCUGUCCGCUCCCCCGGUCAUCCGCUUUAUUGAGCCCGACAGCCCAGCUGAGAGGUGUGGGCUGCUGCAGGUUGGAGACAGACUUCUGUCCAUUAAUGGGAUCCCGACUGAAGAUGGCACUUUGGAGGAAGCCCAUCAGCUGCUCAGAGACUCCGCUCUAGCCAACAAGGUCACAGUGGAGAUUGAGUUUGAUGUUGCAGAGUCGGUGGUACCCAGCAGCGGCACCUUCCAUGUGAAGCUUCCCAAGAGGAGAGGAGUGGAGCUGGGCAUCACCAUCAGUGCAAGUAAGAAACCUGGCAAGCCCCUCAUCAUCUCUGACAUCCGAAAAGGAAGCAUAGCACACAGAACAGGCACUCUGGAGCCCGGAGACCGGCUGCUGGCCAUCGACAGUGUGCGUCUGGAGAACUGCACCAUGGAGGACGCCAUGCACAUCCUGCAGCAGGCCGAGGACAUGGUGAAACUCCGGAUCCAGAAAGACGAGGACAACAUCGAUGAGUUGGAGAUGUCUGGCUCCAUAAUCUACACAGUUGAGCUGAAGAGGUAUAACGGACCACUGGGCAUCACGAUCUCCGGCACAGAGGAGCCCUUUGACCCCAUCGUCAUCUCGGGCCUCACCAGGAAAGGCCUUGCAGAGAGGACCGGGGCCAUCCACAUAGGGGACCGAGUCCUGGCCAUCAAUGGGACCAGUCUGAAGGGAAAGCCGCUGAGCGAGGCCAUCCACCUCCUGCAGAUGGCCGGGGAGUCUGUCACCCUCAAGAUAAAAAAACAAGCCGACCAGUCUGACGGCCGGCGGCCUCUAGACAGAGAAGCUGGGUUUCUAAGUGACCCAGAGGACGACCUGACAGACUCCCAGAAGACCAGUAAACAUUCAGAGGUCUAUUCAGCCACUCUGCCCAGUAUAGACUCUGCCAUGAGCUCCUGGGAUAGCUCUGGGUUUGAUGCAGGCUACAGUAGCCAAGGGACGUAUCUUCACAAAGCGUCCGAUAUGUUGCUCAAUCCAAACGAGUGGCGACGCACAAAGCACAGGAGCCAAACCAGUUCCAGCUCUGCGGCUCUAGUCCACCACGCAGCGCUGUAUGAUGGGAGAUUCACUGAGGAUGACUGGGACAAGAUACCUGGAUUCGUCAGCCCCCCUCGUUGCCAUGGCACCCUGAACCAGGACGACAGCUUCUGGUCCCAGGCUCUGCAGGACCUCGAGACCUGCGGCCAGUCAGAGAUUCUCAGGGAGCUGGAGGCUUCCAUGACGGGUAGCGCUCUCAGUCUGUACCUAGAGGAAACCAAGACCAACGACGACUCGAUGUUUCAUUCUGAGUUCAGUCCCAUUAAGAGGGAGGGAAUGCACGUCGAGUCUAAGAGCAAUAACAACCUGAACCUGAACAUGUCGACUGGAGGCAGAGACGUACCUUCACGGUGCAGAGGGGACCCCUCCGAUGUUUUGUCCCCGACCACUCUGGCACUGCACAAGGUGACUAUGAGGAAGGACCUCGAGAGCCAUGACUUUGGUUUCAGCGUAUCCGACGGGCUCCUGGAGAAAGGGGUUUAUGUCAACAUGAUCCGCCCCGAUGGCCCCGCUGACCAGGCCGGGUUAAAACCUUACGACCGCAUUCUCCAGGUGAACCGUGUCAGGACCAGGGACUUGGACUGCUGUCUCACUGUGCCUCUAAUAAUAGAGGCAGGAGACGGCCUGGACUUGGUCAUUAGCAGGAAUCCUCUGGCAGCUGCAGACGCAACGCUGCCCAACGACUGUGACGACCAUUCAAACUCACUGUUCUGCUUUCCGGAGCGCAGGACCAACAGCAUCGCCCUGUGACCCCCCCCAGAAACACUGACCACAUACCUUUUGAAACACUGGGACCACAACCACACACACACACACCUACACACACGGUUACGUUUGUCACAUGGUGAUUCGCUGACAGACCUUCACACUCACGCAGAGCAUCCUCACAUAACAGAGCUACAGAGUGCAUGUGCUCACCGCUGCCGGUUUUAGUCACUGUGUUCACAUGAUGCAGUUCAGAGGAGGAUCUGGCUUCAGGGCAGCCCCAGCCCCCCUCCCUCCCUUCCUCCCCCCACCAACCCCCCACUUCCUCUCCAGAGGCAAAGCCACAUGCAGGCUUAUAUAACAGGGGGGAGUCAUAGCUUCUGCCUGAGCCAGGAUGUCAACACUCACGCCUCAGCUCUGGAGAGUAAAAUGCUGCACACACAUAAAUGUACCAUUCUUUGCUUUAAUGAGCUUGAUGCUCACAUUUUUUUUUUUUUUUUUUGCACAUGCAAUUCUUUACAUGCAUAUAAAACACACACACACACACACACACAUACCGACACACAGGGUGUUAGUGGACACAAGGUCCAGGCCACAUUGUGCUUAUUUGCGUUAUUUCAGCCACGACUUUGCUCACUGCCCUUGUUUUUCCAGUCUCUCCUCCACUCUGCUGACCGCCUCACAGAGAGCGGACAGUGCCUCCAAAUAGACAGAAUGCUCUCCGCUACUUUCCAAAUAUCAUUGGCUGUAUUUUAAAAGCCCCCUUUAACAGCUUAAUACCAGGAAUGCUUGUAAGGACACUCUACCCUUUCUGUUUUUAAUGUCGGCGUCCUUUGACGGAGGUUAAUAGUUUCUGAAUUGUUCCAGAGUGACUCCAGAGAUAUGUUGCGUUUUUGUUUUGUCUGUUGCUUCACUUUCACUUCUUUCUGCACGUUUCUUUUCUAACACUGCAUUUGCACAUGCCACACAUUUCUUUUUUUUUGUCAUGGUUCAUAACUCACUUUAUUUCUCACGUUGCACUGUUUGAAUCUGUGUCUCUGUAUGUGGCAUUACACCAGAAUGACUUAUGGGUUGUUAAGUGAAUUGCAUCCUUAACUAAACAGGAGGAUUAAAUGCCUUCCAGUGUUCAGUGGUUAAUGAUUUUCUUGUUUUCACUCUGUAUCCAUCAAGAUUAAUGUUCCUCUCUGGGGUAGCUGUUUUUCCCACAGAUAUCACGCAGCAUGCAUAGGGUUCGUCCUCGGAAAGUAGCUCUUCCUUUAUAACAGAACAGUACUGGGAGUAAUCUGUUUUUGCUCCGAUAGGAUCUUUCUGAGAGUGCCCCCCUUUUUUCAUCAUUACAUUGUGUUUUUAUAAAGCUUUUAUGUUUUAAAUCUGGCCUGCUGAUCCAUCUGCCUCUCUGGAAACUGGAAACAUGGAUGUGAGAUGCUUUCAUUGUCCCAUUUAGAGCAGACUGAUUAAUCUUUGGGGCGGUAACCUUUUCUUUUUAUGUCUUGUAUUAAAUGUCAUGUUGUAUAGAGGCCUAUUUUUAAGGUUUUAUAUUAAUUUAAUGUAUUUUUUUUGCUGUAUAAUGUAUCAUGGUUAUGCAGUGUUUUAUUUACAGUAAAUACACAUUCAGUAUUUAUCUUACUGUGAUGCUGAAUGUGGCUGCACAUAGUUUGGUUAAUUUCCCUCAUCCUCCCUGGAAAAAGUCAGGACUUGUUUCAGUGGAAUCUGAAAGAUUUAUUGGAUAUGA